AUGCCGUCACUCGACGUAAUUCGGUCGGCCAAUGCGGAGCUGGCUAAUGGCGCCCCCUUGGUAGCCGCUCUGUCUGGAGGUACUACAGGAAUCGGCUCCUACAUUGCCAAAGCACUAGCGACAAUAUUCGCAAAGAAUGGUUCCAAACUACGCGUUUAUAUAAUUGGCCGCAAUGCUGAGCGUGCUGCGUCCGUCAUUGCUGAAGCACAGCAAAUCAGCCCAGGCUCUGACUGGCGCUUCAUCAAGGCAUCGGAUCUCGCGCUGAUUAGCGAAGUGGAUCGCUGUUGUGCCGAGAUCAUCGCGCAGGAGUCCCAGUCUCCUUUCCAUGAUUCAACGCCUCAUUUGGAUCUUCUUUACAUGACGCAUUGCUAUCCUAUUUUGAAGGAACGCUCUACUACAAAAGAAGGGUUGGAUAGCUUCAUCUCCACAACCUACUAUAGCAGAACACGCUUCGUCUUACAACUCAUGCCCUUGCUGACUGCCUCGCCUCUGCCUGGGCAUGUCAUCUCAGUCUACGCCGGUGGAUUCGAGGAUGGCACAAAACCAGGCGAGAAGCCAAUCGGUCUUCCACCGCCAGAGACCUACGGCGUGACGGGUGUACGGAAGCAUACUGGGUUCAUGAAGACAUUCUUCUUCGAAGAGCUUGCGGAGCGUUACUCGGGAAAGCUUUCUCUGACACACAUCUACCCCGGGCUUGUCGAUGGUCCAACAUUCUACAGCUCGGAGAUGCCCAGCUGGUUCCGCAUCGUAUGGCGGCUAUUGAAACCAUUGGCAAGUCUUUUCAUGACGUCCCCGGAAGACUGCGGUCAAGUGAUGAUAUUCAUUGGCACUUCGCGUUUCCCGGCACGAAGUACAGUCGAGGCUGAUGUCAAGUUUCCUGAUGGCUUGGGUGUUCCCUUGAGCACAAAAGGAGAGCUUGGUGGCGGGGCGUAUGCUGCUGGCCAGCGGGGAGAUAUCCAGAACCAGGGGCGCAUGUACGACAAGGUGCGCGAGGACGGGCUGAGUCAAGAGAUCUGGGAUCACACUAUGAAGACAUUGGAAGAAGCAGUUCAGCGGGGCGCAAAUGUACGAGAUUAA
This is a messenger RNA of Colletotrichum truncatum, 1077 nucleotides long. Its product is annotated as coenzyme a transferase. The record is from RefSeq and is a predicted model, not a curated record. NCBI's taxonomy places the organism in Eukaryota, Fungi, Ascomycota, Sordariomycetes, Glomerellales, Glomerellaceae. Gene Ontology annotation, molecular function: CoA-transferase activity.